Molecule: messenger RNA, 345 nt
Organism: Gongylonema pulchrum
Lineage: Eukaryota; Metazoa; Nematoda; Chromadorea; Rhabditida; Gongylonematidae
Source: the annotation of a GenBank genome assembly
AUGGAGCGCCUUUCGGUUGACUAUGGCAAGAAAGCGAAACUUGAAUUCAGCGUCUAUCCAGCCCCCCAGGUUUCAACAGCAGUGGUUGAGCCAUACAAUUCGAUUUUGACAACGCAUACGACCUUGGAACAUUCGGACUGCUCAUUCAUGGUCGACAAUGAAGCAAUUUAUGAUAUUUGCCGCCGAAAUCUCGAUAUCGAGCGCCCAUCAUACACCAACCUGAACCGUCUUAUUGGGCAGAUUGUUUCAUCGAUCACCGCCUCACUUCGCUUUGAUGGCGCUUUGAACGUCGAUCUCACCGAAUUCCAGGUUAGCUUCCGCUCGGUCUGCACAAUGGUAAAGUAG